Messenger RNA from Capsella rubella, 1461 nucleotides. Its product is annotated as tubby-like F-box protein 7. Bases 87 to 1223 code for a protein of 378 amino acids. The record is from RefSeq and is a predicted model, not a curated record. The transcript is spliced from 4 exons. Lineage: Eukaryota; Viridiplantae; Streptophyta; Magnoliopsida; Brassicales; Brassicaceae.
AAAAAAACACAUCUCAUCCUUUCUCUCUCCUCUUUCUCUCUCUCUCUAUUUCCAGAUCGAAAACUUCUCUCUCUCCUUCUUCGCAAAUGCCUUUGUCACGGUCCCUCCUUUCGCGGAGAAUCUCGAACUCGUUCAGGGAUCGUCAGGGAGAGACGGCACCGGAACCUGAUUCGAUCCCGCCGCCGUCGGACAUGGCUGGGUCGUCGUGGUCGGCGAUGCUCCCUGAGUUGCUGGGCGAGAUCAUUCGCCGCGUGGAGGAGACUGAGGACCGUUGGCCUCAACGUCGUGAUGUAGUCACUUGCGCCUGCGUUUCGAAGAAAUGGAGAGAAAUCACUCUGGAUUUUGCUAGAUCGCCUCUUAACUCCGGCAAAAUCACUUUCCCUUCUUGCCUUAAAUUGCCAGGUCCUCGAGACUUUUCGAAUCAGUGCUUGAUAAAGAGGAACAAGAAGACAUCAACUUUUUACUUGUAUCUUGCUCUAACUCCAUCAUUCACUGAUAAAGGAAAGUUUCUUCUGGCGGCACGAAGGUUCAGGACUGGUGCUUACACUGAGUACAUCGUUUCACUCGACGCUGAUGAUUUCUCUCAGGGAAGUAAUGCCUACGUUGGAAAAUUAAGAUCAGAUUUUCUUGGGACAAACUUUACAGUAUACGAUAGCCAACCGCCACAUAACGGAGCGAAGCCUUCAAACGGUAAAGCCAGUCGCAGAUUUGCAUCGAAGCAGAUAAGCCCUCAAGUUCCAGCAGGCAACUUUGAGGUCGGUCAUGUUUCUUAUAAAUUCAACCUCUUGAAAUCAAGAGGUCCAAGAAGAAUGGUAAGCACACUCCGAUGCCCAUCCUCAUCGUUGUCAUCAUCAUCAUCAUCGGCUGGACUCUGUUUGGACCAAAAGCCAUGUGAUGUAACCAAAAUAAUGAAAAAACACAACAAGGAUGGUUCCAGCUUCACAAUACUAAAGAACAAAGCUCCGCGAUGGCACGAGCACUUGCAAUGCUGGUGUCUAAACUUCCAUGGACGAGUAACCGUUGCGUCAGUGAAGAACUUCCAGCUGGUUGCGACAGUGGACCAAAGUCAACCGAGCGGUAAAGGAGAUGAAGAAACAGUUCUUCUACAGUUUGGUAAAGUGGGAGAUGACACUUUCACUAUGGAUUAUAGACAGCCUCUCUCUGCAUUUCAGGCUUUUGCUAUCUGUCUCACAAGUUUCGGCACUAAACUUGCCUGCGAGUGAGUGAUAAAACCCAGCAAAAGGCAACACACGUAAAAAAAAAAAGUAUUUAAAAAAAAAAGCGAAGGUCUCUGCAGAAUGUUGUAAUGUUUUUGUUGUAAUCAUGUUGUAAGUGUAAACGCAAGGUAUGUGGAAGGAGAAGCACAUAAAUUAUUACUUAUGUAAUAAACAAAACUGUAAUUUGUAAACCCAAAAUCAAAAGUGUAUCUCUUAAAUAUUAAUGUGCUUUUUGUUAUCAUUA